UCCGCUGUCCCUCCCGCACUCACAUUGACACACACACACACCGACUCACAUACACCCACACGGAGCGGGACAUAGCGGAGCUGCGUGCCUGGAGAGGAGGACUGAUGACCGCAGACAGACGAUGGGACGUCACGUGUCUCUGAACAAACUGUGUUGACUGAAGGAAACUGAAGCGUCUCUGACCGCCGCCGGAGGAUAACCAAUCAGAAUCAGCGAAGGUUGCUGCAGGCUCAGAGGUCAGAGGUCAUCAUGCAGACUAUAAAGUGCGUGGUUGUGGGUGACGGUGCUGUGGGGAAGACCUGCCUCCUCAUCUCCUACACCACCGGAGCGUUUCCCAAAGAGUACAUCCCCACCGUGUUCGACAACUACAGCAGCCAGGUGACGGUGGACGGCAGGACCAUCAGUCUGAACCUGUGGGACACGGCGGGUCAGGAGGAGUACGACCGGCUGAGGACGCUGUCGUACCCUCAGACCAACGUCUUCAUCAUCUGCUUCUCCAUCUCAAGCCCCGCCUCUUACGAGAACGUCAAACACAAGUGGCAUCCAGAGGUGUACCAUCACUGUCCCGGCGUUCCUAUCAUGUUGGUCGGCACAAAGAGCGACCUCCGGAACGACGGGGAAACUCAGAGGAAACUGAAGGAGACGAACCAGACGCCCGUCACCCACCAGCAGGGCGCCGCCCUAGCACGCCAGAUCCAAGCCGUCCGCUACCUCGAGUGCUCUGCCCUCAACCAGGACGGCAUCAAGGACGUGUUCGCCGAGGCUGUGAGAGCCUUCCUCAACCCGCAGCCCGUCGCCACCAAGAAGCCCUGCGUACUGCUGUAGGACCAAACCGGAUCAAACCGGACCGAUCCAGGACCCGGCUGCUCCUGUGGUGUCACUUCCUGAGAGACUGAAUGAAAGUUUAUGCUUCAUGUGUUUUUAAUGUUUGGGUAGAGUUUUAUCUUUGAAGACGCCGAGUGUCUAGCGCUCUGUGGUCGUCAAACGGGGGGGGGGGGGUGUUCAGAACAUAAAGCUCGUUGAUGUUGUCUCAGCACAAUGAACCCGACGCAAAACCGAACGUCCACAGAUUUUAAAAAAAAAUAAACGAUGGUGAUGCUGAGCCGGGAUGCACACGAGCAUGAAGACGAGUAGUUUAGUUGAACCUGAUUGGGCGGGACACGUGUAUGUUUUCAUUAUUGGUUUAAAUUUGAUUGUGUAAAAGAUCUCAGAGCUAACCCCGCCCACUUCACAGCCAACGUACGGAAAUGUUGAAAUCUGACAAAUGUUAAGAAGGAAACUUUAUGAUGAACUUCAUCAUCAUAAAACAGUCUUUCUGAGGACUCGUGUUUCCAGGGUCUUUAAAAUGCUCAUUUUCUGAACACAUCUUCACGCUGCCUUGAAGUAAUAAUUAAAAUCUAAUUUAACAUCCUCAA
Labrus bergylta (ballan wrasse) is the source of this 1415-nucleotide messenger RNA. It is a transcript of the gene rhogb, whose product is annotated as ras homolog family member Gb. The record is from RefSeq and is a predicted model, not a curated record. Gene Ontology annotation, cellular component: cell projection; cytoplasmic vesicle; cytoskeleton. Gene Ontology annotation, biological process: cortical cytoskeleton organization; cell chemotaxis; regulation of actin cytoskeleton organization. Gene Ontology annotation, molecular function: protein kinase binding; GTP binding; GTPase activity. Lineage: Eukaryota; Metazoa; Chordata; Actinopteri; Labriformes; Labridae.